AUGUUGGAAAAUAUUAAAUAUUUAUUAAUUCCACAAUCGAGAGAGAGAUACGGAAUUUAUCCAAAUGUUUUGAAAGAAGUGUUUAGCUAAUUGUCACGAAGUGCAUAGCUAUACAUUUAUUUUACAAUAACAAAAUUAGUGAUAACAUUAAUUUUUUUGGGAGAAGGAUUAUAAUGUGAGAUUUCGGUGUCACAUUCAAUAGCAACAACAAUAAUAUUACACUGUAUAUUCCUAUUAUGCCAUGAGUUUAAGUACAAGAUGGAAUUGGAAAACAUUGAUAAAUUAAAUAUAAUUCAAUAAUCAUUAGAAUAAUAAGGAGUGAAUUUAGAAUAGAUCCCAGAUAGAUAAGGAUUGAACAAGUUAAUGAUGACAGUAAAGAAAUUAAUAUUUGCUUAAUGUCCAGAUUUGAAUGUAAAAUACAGUAAUAUUUAAAUAGAGAGAAUCGAAAUAUUUGAACUUUUUUGCAUAGGUGAUAAUAAUGAGGUUUUUUUUUUUGAUGUUAGAUUCGCCAUUUAAUUUUAAUAUUUUUUAAUACUUUUAGGAUAGUUGUGAAGCCAAUUUACUAAACAUAACAUUGAUAAUGGUUUUAUCAAUGUUUUUGGAAUUUAUCUUUUUGUAUUGUUUAGUGUUUGCUUUAUUGAUUGCAUUACCGUAGAAUUUAAAUUUAAAUAUUAUUUUAGAUUGUUAUGUUGUUUAUCAAUAUAUAGAAAGGGUAAAUAAUUGUAUUCGAUUCGUCGAUUAAAAUAAUACCUAGAUUCAAUUCCAGUUCAUAAGUAUUAGGGAAUAGAUGAUCCAUGGAUGAAGGAAGAUAAAAGUUGUUGUAUUUGUAUGCAAGAAUAUGCAUAAUAUGAGAGUAUUCUGUAAUUACCUUGUAGUGGAUAACACUAAUUCCAUGAAGUUUGUGUUAGAAAUUGGUUUAAUGUAUUAGAUUUAUUAUUAUUAUGACUAAUAGGUAUCUACUAAUUGUCCAAUUUGCAGAUAAUAGUUAGGUUGAC
Paramecium sonneborni is the source of this 995-nucleotide messenger RNA. Lineage: Eukaryota; Ciliophora; Oligohymenophorea; Peniculida; Parameciidae. The record is from the annotation of a GenBank genome assembly.